GCUCAGACGAGAGUUACUUCCGCCGUCAUCGAGAGGAAGUCUGUUGCUCUGGUUGUUCCUAGCCGAGUCUUUCUGCUCCACACCUAAAAAACAAACGAACAAAAAACAAUGCAUUGCAGGAAUUAGCUGCAUGUUUUUGUGGCAACGUUGGCAACAGUUUUCCAAAUGAUUUUUGGUCUGGUCUGUUAGUGUGUGUUUGAAAGUAUUGAUUUAUAAUCAUGGCUGCGUAAGAAAGUAAUCAGAGUCAGACCAAACUACUCGAUUUGUAGAUUUGCAGCAUAAAUAGCUUUAGCUCGUAGUAAAAGACUGUGCAAACACUGGAUGAUAUGCUAACUUAAAAAAACCACGACCCUGCUUAGCAUGAUAUUGUAAGUUCUGCAGUGAGUUACCUGAAGGAGCAGGAAAGACUGAAAACGACGUCGAGGUGUUUUUGCCCCACACACGUGGACAGACGUGCAGCAUAAUGGAGCGUGUUAACGACUACUUAUCUAAAUACAAGGGAUAUAUUUUUGCAAAAGGUGAAGCCACUGCGGAGUACAUAGACUCCCUGCAACAGUUUGAGAUUCGUGACAGUGAUGUUUUUUUGGUGACAUACCCCAAGUCAGGUACAAUAUGGGCGCAGAACAUCAUAAAUUUAGUUUGUGAGGACUCAUUUACAGAAAAAACGAAAUAUUCCAACAAUCUUGAGCAGAUGCCAUGGUUAGAGUACCUUGAAGGCCGAGCUGAUUAUUCUCUGCGUCCGUCUCCACGACUAUUUGCCACUCAUCUCAUACCUAGACUGAUGCCACAAGGCUUAAAAAACAAGAAAGGAAAGAUUAUAUACGUGAGAAGAAAUCCAAAAGACAACGCAGUGUCAUAUUUCCACUUUUCCCACGUCUGGGCCAAAACUGAGACCCCGAAGAGCUUUGAAGACUUUCUGCAGCAGUAUUUAGCAGGAAACGUUGGCGGUUCGUCUUGGUUUGAUCACGUCAAAGAAUGGUACAACGAAAGAGAGAACUACGACAUACUUUUCCUGUCAUACGAGGACAUGAUCAUUGAUCUCAGGACGGCAGUUGAAAAAGUCAGCAGAUUCUUGGGGAAAAAUCUUACUGCUGCUGCUAUCGCAUGUAUUACGGAAAAGGCCACGUUUAAAAACAUGAAGCAGGACCCCAAGGCCAACUAUGAAUUUCUCCCCAACACUUUGCUACUCAAGCCUCAAUUCUUGCGCAAAGGCACUGUAGGAGAUUGGAAAAACACAUUCACCGUGGCACAAAACGAGAUGUUUGACCAGAUAUUUGAAGAAAGAAUGAAAAACGUACCACUGCACUUCAUCUUUGAUUUAGACACCAAAACAAACCAGUAGUCACAUAAAUUACAAAAGCGUUGUUUGUCUUGUGGACAUUAAGAUGUUUUACUGGGAUAUCUAAAUGUCCACAGAAAAGUGUCAUUUUGUGGAGAUCAAUUGGCAAUGGAAAAGUCCUUUUACUUAACAAUUUGAGCUAGUUUCUGACUAAAGCAUUACUAAAAUCCACAUAUGUGAUCCUUGACCAAAAAACAGUUCUUAUAUUGCACGUGUGUCGUCAUCCUACAUCUCAAAAUGAUGCAUUUUUCUUUUAUGCCAAAAAUGAUUAGAAUGUGUCUGUCUCAAAACUAUCUUUAAAAAAACUUUUGGUUAGAAAUGUAAAUUCAACGUUUCAUUUGUACAAUUUCAAAGGCGGCUUUUCUAAGUAUUGGGAAGUUUUUUU
This is a messenger RNA of Danio aesculapii, 1724 nucleotides long. RefSeq names its product sulfotransferase family 3, cytosolic sulfotransferase 1 (gene sult3st1). The transcript is spliced from 7 exons. Gene Ontology annotation, biological process: sulfation. Gene Ontology annotation, molecular function: sulfotransferase activity. Lineage: Eukaryota; Metazoa; Chordata; Actinopteri; Cypriniformes; Danionidae. The record is from RefSeq and is a predicted model, not a curated record. Bases 464 to 1342 code for a protein of 292 amino acids. Gene Ontology annotation, cellular component: cytoplasm.